Molecule: messenger RNA, 3603 nt
Organism: Vitrella brassicaformis
Lineage: Eukaryota; Vitrellaceae
Source: the annotation of a GenBank genome assembly
UUCCCAAGCAUUAUAUCACUCUACAUCACUCUCCAUUUCGUCUGAAUCAUCCGUUCAUCGACAUGAAGCUGUCCCCCGGUAACAUCCAAUAGAAAUGCUGACACACUUCGUGGACAACUCGAACCACAAACGACAAACUAAACCCUCUCUUCACAUCACCACGAUCAUGAUGUGUUGCUGGUCGGUCUGUCUCGCCCACACGGUGACGCCGGUGAGCAUUUCUCGAGUCGUAGCGUGUCUGUGCCGUGAGGGAAUCGUACAGGAUCCACCGACCCUCCUUGAGAGACAGCAUCAAACGACAGAGAAGAAUACGUACACAUUCAGCCAUGUGUGCCCGUUGCAUGGCGCCCUGUACCUUUCUGUCUUCACGAGCAUUAGAGCUCAAGUGAGGUGAGCCAACCAGCACCGUCUCGCGACAUCCCUGCAUGGAUGUCAGAGUGCACACAUGUGUAAGCAGCGGUGGAACAACAGACCUUUCUCACCUGCGUUUCUCUCAAGCAGCCCAUCUCUAUCGACGAUCCAUGGCGACCCUUGUUGCCCCUCCUGCCCAACACGGUUAGCUGGAGGUUCAGCGACUCUCCAUUUGCCUCAAAGAGUGUCCACCCGCCAGACUCCUUGCCAUAAAAUGGGGCCGAGAUGACCACGGUAGCCGUUUCAUUUCCCCGCCGUGGCUUGACCAUCAUCUGUGGCACAAUAAGAGACAGGCAUUGUACUCCUGUGCUCACUCUCCUGUGUCUCCUUUUCUGACCUGUGCGCCGAAUCUUGCCAGCUCCGUUGGGUGAGGGGAGGCGACUGUCUCUGACGGCAUGUCUGCGAGAGAGGUUGCCUUGCGCGACCGUCCAUGGGCGAUGAGGUCACUGGACUUGAAGCCAUAGAUGUAACCUGCGGAGUCGAGUGGUCGCAGGGGGAAGGAACCAUGAUUGGUGGCGCCAGGGGCACCGACCCAUACCAUCGCCUGUGCACACACACGGAGCAGUGUGUCUAUUGUUCAGCUCGUUCUGUGCGGAUCUGUGGUCACCUCUGACGCAUCACUUGAAGGCACCACCGCACACGAGAUUCCAAACCUCGCAUGCGGCUCAGCAUUCACCACGUUAAAGACCUCCGCCGCGGCCAGGCCGCCACCAUCAGCAUUUGUGCUCUUCACUCGAUAGCCAUAAAUGGCCCCUCCCCCGACCAAUCGCGUGCCACCAGCUCCUUUGUCGUCGCCAUAGAGAGGCGCCCCGACAAUGAGGAUGGUCUGACCGUCAACUGUUGAUGCGCAAACGCACUGGCCGAAGCCAUCAGCCAGCGAUGGGCUCGUGAGCGUCAGGUGGGGAGGGGGGUUCGGUUGGCUGUUGUGGGCUCUCGAGAGAAAGACGUCCACUGUGCCUUGCGACAGUGUGGACAGAGUGCUGUUGCCGUCCUCCAACACGCGGACUGAUGCUGCUAGAGGGGACGAUACCAUCAGGUCAUCCUGGCCAUCCUGACGCAUAGAAACGGCGACACACACACACACACACACACACAGUGAGGCGCACCUUCUUGCUCCCUGGCUGGCACACACCUGAUCCAUAUCAGCUGUCGCGAGAUGCAUCCCAUAAUUCGAUUCUGCCGUGUUUCCAUCGAUCCGAUAGUGCGGCAGGUCGGUGGCCGUGAGGGUGAUCCGGCCGCCUGUCGGCUGGGGAAUUCGAUGGAAGACAAAGACCGCCCCAGUGGCAUUCUUGCGCUCACAAGUCAGGUCGAUCGCAUCUAGCGAGCCUGUAAAAGGAAGAAAGGAACAAUGAAUGUCCAAGGCUUGGCACUUGCUCGCUGUCAUCGCACCUGUGGAUUGUGGUGCGCUGACGAUGAUAUCCUUCUCGCCGUCUCGGUCGAGAUCCAGACACUCAACGCUCCAACCAAAGCGACCCAGCGGCUCCACGCCCUGAAAGAAGAAGAAAGUGGCACUCCUGUGUGUUUUUGGUAUGCUCAUGCAGAAGACCUCACCAGUAUUUCGAUCUUGGUCUGCAUGUCGUAAGGAUCGAAAUACAGCGUGACACGUCCGCAGGAGGGGCAGUCGGGCGAGGUGGAGUAGCCAGGAGCCGAUACGACCCACUCGUCAACCCCGUCACUGUUGACGUCACACGCUUUGAUGGCAUGACCUUCAUAACCUGCAGGCCGAGAAGCAUCGUAUUCACAAGGGGUCAUCUGUGCAUGUUCGCGUACCGUAUGAGCCCUCUUUCCACAUCAGCAGAUCUUCGUUGCCCCUUUCUGUGGCCGUCUGAACCGCACACGAGGCCACAGCCUCUCUCCCUUUUCUCUGUCAAUCGCCCACCACAUUGCCGCUUCCUCUCAAUCGACGGAGCCUCUUCACCAGUCCGUGCAGGCGGCCCUUGCUUUCCUGCUUUUGCCUAUCGCUGAUGUUGUUGGGAGGAAUGAUGCAUUGGGGCAGUUUGGCCGGCGGGCCGUGCUUGAGCCACUGCCACGUCCGCUGCCACGCUAUCAACGUGAAGACGGUCAUGUCAUCGAUUCCUCCUGCCCAGAAUUGCUGCAGGUUUUCGCGGAUGAAGGGAUUCUGAGACAGAGAGAAGCUGGAGGAACAUGACCAAUGUGCCAUACCAGUGGCUGCCUACCGUCUUGGCGAAUCGUGAGUAGAGUAGUGGUGCUGCGUCUUUCGCCGCCUCUCUCUCGGCACGAAUCAGAACAGCGCAUCCUGAGUAGAGAGAUGCAAGAAUACAGGCAAGUGUGUGCAAUGCCGCCGUGCAUUAGUUGUUGGUGCUCACUUCGGAUCGCCGUUGGGCUGAUAGCGAAUCCCCUCUUUGCGAGGACCUUGUGCAGUGUUGCCGUGGGCAGCCACCUGACACAGAAAAGACACAUAGAGGAUGGAUGCAGCGGCCCCACCCACGAUGUCUUACCAGUCUUUCGACACACCAUUUUUCCGCAGGCUGUCCUGCACCGAGCAAAACCAUCACAACAAUGGACACAUUAUCACGCCGGCUCUCAUGAUGCACUGACCUCCACGCCCAGCACAAACUCCCCGCCAACAUCACCGCUCGUAUGCGCCGCCUGACACAGCCCACCAUCGCACCCAAAAUCCGCCAUGCCCGAGUACUGCAGCCACCCGAAGCCUCCCGCCUGCUGCAGCCCAUGCCAGUUGGUAUCCGCCAUAUAGUGUGACACCAUGCCCAGCAGAAAGGCCACAAGCGGCGGGCGGUGAGAGGGCGGCAGCGAAAGGAUAUGGGAGACGAUCGUCAAGUGAAAAGGCCGCCAAUGGGCGUCUUCUGCUGCAUCUGAAGGCAGUGAGAUCACACAGGUCAGACCAUUGAUAUUUAUCUGUGUGUGACAGCCGUGGGUACCUCUGUUGCCGCAGCCAUAAAAGAAGUCCGGGAAGACGCCUCCAGCCCACGCAGCGUCACGGUGCUCACUGAAUGGACAAUCAAACGUGAGCUGACUGCCCGUGUUGCGUGGUGGCUUACCGUAGCAGCGAUGCGAACCCCAUGUCCAUCAUGUGAGCGUAUCGCAUCGCUCGGGUGAUGACUUCGAUGUGGACAUUCUCACCGCAGCCGUCGAUGGAAAUGCAGCAACUUAAGAACAGGACGGAAAGGACACGCCGACUCACAUUCAUAGCUGGGACAGCCGUGAUGUCUG